Messenger RNA from Parascedosporium putredinis, 1086 nucleotides. The record is from the annotation of a GenBank genome assembly. Lineage: Eukaryota; Fungi; Ascomycota; Sordariomycetes; Microascales; Microascaceae.
AUGUCAUCGCCCGCGGGCGCAAGUGCCCAAACUCCGCAAGGAGACGCACCUUACUUCCCGGUUGUCGCCCUUCUCGGUGGGGUACCGACGGUGUCUGUUGAUGUUCCGAUCAGCGCCGUCCUCCUCGUCCUAUUCGUCAUGGCGGCAGCCUUCAACAUGACGGUCCUCCAGAUCAACCGCCGCAGAGACCACAAGUUCAUACUAUCAGGUCUUCUUUUCGGUUUUUGCAUGGCCCGUAUCACUACCCUCGUCAUGAGGAUAGUGUGGGCCACCCACAUCACCAACAUCCGCGUCGCCAUCGCGUCCAACAUUUUCAACUCUGCCGGAGUUCUCUUACUCUUCAUCGUGAACCUCAUCUUCACCCAGCGACUACUCAGGGCUUAUCACCCUAAUUUUGGGUGGCAUAAAGUCCCUACCUUGAUGUUCCGCUUUCUGUACUUCAGCAUUGUCGCCUUACUCAUCAUGGUCAUCACCGCGACAGUCAUCAGCUUCUACACCCUCAAUCGCAGCGUUCUUCAAAAGUGCCGCACGAUUCAGCUCUUUGCUGGUACUUAUCUUGCCGUACUCUCUUUCCUGCCCAUUCCCAUCGUCUUGGCCGCGUGGGCCUGGCCGCGCAAGAAUGCGAUCGAGAAGUUUGGCCAGGGCCGAUUCAGGACAAAGGUCAUGCUUGUGCUCUUUACCGCAACCCUACUUUCGUUUGGUGCCGGCUUCCGUCUAGGCGGAUCUUACGACCCAAGGCCCAGGUCCGCGCCUGCCUGGUACCACCACCGAGCAGCCUUCUAUUGUGUCAACUUCGUGAUCGAACUUAUUGUCGUUUACACGUACGCCUUGAUGCGCUUUGACAGACGAUUCCACAUCCCUGAUGGCAGCUCUGCCCCUGGACAUUAUUUCAAUGGGGUGCCAGGAAAAGGCGACCAAGGAACACUUGCGGACCACAUCAACACGGAAGCCGAGGCGUUUGGUGGCGGGAGUGAUGAAGACACCGCUGUUGUUGAGGGUGGCAGCGAAGGUGCCGCGAGAAGAUGGGAUAACCGAGCGGCGGGUGAUCUAGAGAAGCAAGACAACGGCGAGCCCAUUCGAUCCUAA